Messenger RNA from Guillardia theta CCMP2712, 987 nucleotides. RefSeq lists its product as hypothetical. The record is from RefSeq and is a predicted model, not a curated record. The coding region runs from base 1 to 987 and encodes 328 amino acids. NCBI's taxonomy places the organism in Eukaryota, Cryptophyceae, Pyrenomonadales, Geminigeraceae. The transcript has a single exon.
AUGGUACUACAGUAUGAUGAGAGCGUUCGCAACCUGCUGUAUCGGAGAUCAUGCCAAUACACGCAGGGUGAGCGCUCUGGAGGCCACGUCGAGGAGGCCGCCGACCUCGUCGAGAGGGUGAAGAGCUUCGCGAAGCGGUAUCCUGGUAGUAGGACAGCUCAGGCUUGCAGAGCUGAGGGGGGAUGCACUCCCGACGCUAUCGCUGAAGCCAUCCGCUCGACAUGUCGGCAGGCGAGACGCGACCUGUUUGAAGACUCUCUGAGUGAAUGGAGCUCAGAGUCGAGAGCAUGGUUUAUUCAACAGAUGGAGGAGGCCAAGAAGCAGAAUGUCGAGACAUACAUCGGCACAGAAGGCACCGAGGGGACCUCCUUCAUCUCCAUGACUCUCCUAGGGAUUUCCUCGAUGUAUGUUCGACAAGAAGAAAAGUUGAAAUCGAAGCUUAUGGAGCUAGGUCUCAUGGUAGACUCAGUCGAUGGAGUCGACAAGGCCAUCAUGUGGAAAGCACCUUACAGACCUGAGAUAGCACGAGCAGACGACAUCUCAGUCACCGUCUCCUUCCUUCGGAAUGAAGCAGCCAUGGAGCUAUGGGAAGGCAGGAAAGAAUACUGCAUAGAAGGGAGAGCCUUCCGAGCCACAGAGGUGAGCAUUGCACACGACCGGUCGUUCAAGCUUCGAGCCAAGCGAGGACCUUGGGGCAAGGGAGGGAGCCUUGCCGAGCUAUCGCAGCUCUUAGCUCUCGGAGGAAUGUCGACGGCUGAGAUCGCUCAGAUUUAUCGAUUUCAGCUGCUCUCGCAAUCUCUUGCAGCCGCAGAGGUACAACCACUUGCAGGCAUGCUCGUGCAGGGUCCUGGGCAGAGAGUUCGCAAGGGGCCGAGCCAGAAGACGUAUGUCUCUGUUGGGGCAAGUCCGGGCACUCUCCAGCAAAAAGAGAUAGAGUGGGUGAUGAGCUCGCCUUCGACGACAAGACAGGAGCAGACCUUGGCCUAG